Molecule: messenger RNA, 1624 nt
Organism: Spizellomyces punctatus DAOM BR117
Lineage: Eukaryota; Fungi; Chytridiomycota; Chytridiomycetes; Spizellomycetales; Spizellomycetaceae
Exons: 18
Coding region: 278-1408 (376 amino acids)
Source: RefSeq, a predicted model, not a curated record
GCCCAGAUCUCUUCAAGAAUCUUUAAAGAACAGUGUAUAACCAGCGAUGAGUAACAGGACUCUUCUCCGAAUACAAAAAGAAUUGCAUGACAUUCAAAAGGACCCGGAGCAUCAGUUUCAUGUUUGGUAUAAUGAUGAAAACAUCACCCAUGUCCAUGCCCUUAUAUUAGGCCCACCAAAAACCCCCUAUUGCUUGGGAAUGUUUGUGAGUUGUGUUCCAUUGACGGUCAAACGGGGUUGCACGGUUUAAUGCCAUGCAUAGGAUUUUGUGUUUAAUAUGGGGGAGGACUAUCCGCAAGGUCCACCCAAAGUCACCGCCAUGACGACUGGCUUCGGGCGUGUUAGAUUCAAUCCCAAUAUAUAUUCCAACGGGAAAGUGUGUCUAAGCAUCUUGGGGACCUGGGAGGCGAGAAAGGCGGGCGAGAAGUGGAGUGCUGCUCAUGGGAUUCUGUCAGUCCUAAUUUCUAUACAGUCCCUACUUUCUGAUAAGCCAUUCCACAACGAACCUGGGCACGAGCAUGAGACAGAUGAGACUGUAAUUGAGGAAUACAAUCAGAAGAUAAAGCACGAAACGUUACGGGUGUCAUUAUGUGAUCGCCUCGAAGAGUAUCUAGGCUGGACCACCAGUAAUGAUUCUAAUAGGCGGGAAGGUAGCAAAUCAAUCAAGCGCAGCUUUUGCAACUGUCAGUCACAAUCUCCGUUCAUCGACAUUGUGAAGAGGAUGUUCCUCAUGUACUAUGACAUAUACCUGGAUGUGGUCGACGUUGAGUCGACAAAAGUACGAGACGGGACCGCAUUCAAGCUGGCCAGGUUUGAGUUUGGGAACAACUUGAUGGAUGGGCACUAUCAAUAUUCCUCGAUUCGAACGCGGUUGGAAGCGAUACAAAAAGCCUUGCUGGCAGAAACGACACAGUGGAUACGAGAAUCUCGGCAGUGGUUAACGAGCGAAACUACAACUGCAAGCAACCUGCGAAGUCAAUUCGAUCAGAUAACAGCGUCGAGAGAAUACGAUGGUUCCAUUCUGCUGGAACUUGAAGAGGACAAUCCUUUCUCCUGGUCCGUGACGAUUAUAGGCAUGCCCAUGACACAGUUUGACGGCGGAAUGUUUCGUGCUCAAAUCGUCUUCCACGACUCAUUUCCUGAGGUCGCCCCACGAAUUCGCUUUGUCUGUGAAAUGUUUCACCCACAAGUUACACGAGAUGGUGUUCCGUACUACCGUGUUCAACGACCGGAGGAUGUGCGACAGUACCUUGACGCACUGAAGAAACUGGUAUCGGAAGAGCCUUUGGCAGAUCCAACAACGCACCUCAACCCUAAAGCGGCCAUGCUAUAUUGGGGAACAAAGGAGCAGCGCAGAGAUUACAACAGGAACGCAAGACGAGCUGCUCAGAGAAGCGCUGAAUAUUAAAUUACCACUAAUUGCAUAGUAAAGAGACGUCGCCUUUUUUUGCUGAUGGUUCUUGUUACAUAUUUUUUCUUUCGUAUACCGUCGGUCGUAUGUCAGACUAGGAGAGAUAAAAAGUGUACAGCAGCAGUAUUUUUGUCAUCCUGGUGCCUUGUAUUGCAAUUCAAUUCAGUUGUUUAGUGUAGAGGUGACAGAAACUGGCACUAGCUACUACACCAG